Molecule: messenger RNA, 3477 nt
Organism: Pseudovirgaria hyperparasitica
Lineage: Eukaryota; Fungi; Ascomycota; Dothideomycetes; Acrospermales; Acrospermaceae
Exons: 5
Coding region: 377-3190 (937 amino acids)
Biological process (GO): phosphorylation; phosphorelay signal transduction system
Molecular function (GO): phosphorelay sensor kinase activity
Source: RefSeq, a predicted model, not a curated record
CAGUACAUGUGUUGUCUCAACGAUUGUAUGUCGAACAUGGCACUGAAGACCACGGAAAUGUGCCUGGUCAUGACAGUCAGGAUAUCACUGGAGCGCCACUGCAUAUACCUAACGAGACACAAGGAUCGAGGGAACGGAGUUCACCAUUCGACGUGCUCAUACUUGCAUCACUGACUUAUGAGAUGAAUACAUAUACGUAUGAACGCGUGGGAAAAGUAGGUGAACUUGUCCUGUCUACGCUUAUGUGCCGAACCGGCAUAUUAACACACCGGGCGGCUUCAUAAAUCGGACUUCAAAGAAUUGAAUACUUCGAAUCAAUCAUGAAGCCUAUCCAUUUAUCGACUCUUGAUCCGUGGACGUGCUUUAUACAGAACAUAUGGUAGCUUCGUUACAUGAACAACAGGGGCAGGAGCGUACGAUAGAUUACAUCAAACCUGGGAAGCAAAUGGUCGCAGACUCGACAUCUAUAGGAAUCACGGAUCACGUUUUGGAACAAGACGCGCUACCUUCUCUGCACGACUUCCUUGACGCAGACCCUAGACCAACUUUCUUCGUGCCAAUUGACCUUACUGCAAUAGUCCCUUUCAGGAUCGUAUCUGGCAAUACCGCAUUCCGACAGGACAAGAUAGCAGAUACAAUAAACAAGGAUGAAGAGGCGAGUCACAGAUUUCGUGCCUGGUGUCAAACAGUCGCGCUCUGGAGAAAAGAGUAUGAUUUCGCAGACGCGACUUGGGGCGCUUUCAAUAUCCGCGGGCGUUGGAGAUGCAUACGUGCUCUGAGACAGGUGCCCCAAUCUCACAAAAAGAUAGAAUUUGGGCUGGCAGUUGGCGUAGGGCCCGAUAGUCUUUCGGUCGAAGAUGCUAAGCACAGAUUGCAAGACAUAAAACGUUAUGACCAACGACUAGCCAGCCUUUACACGAUGAUGGAGAUGAGUGAUGUUGGGACUUUUGAAUACUCCCCUGAGGGUACUCUGAUUCGUGCGAACGACUCCUGGUAUCGUCUUAGCCUACAUCCAAAGCUUGAAGACCUCCACACUGAUUACUCGUUUAUGGAUCUCGUCUAUCCCCCAGACAGAGAUUUGGUUAUUGCACAAUGGAACAAAUUGGUUCAAGGCCAUAGCAUUACGUUCGAGAUGAGAUGGAAGGGUAUCAACUAUCGCCCUCCGAGUGAGGAUGAUCCAGGAGUCGAUGAUGUGACUUGGGUGCUGUCCGCCUGUGUCCCUAUCAUGGAUGAGAUGGGAAAUCUGGUAAGUGUGGCUGGAAAUACCGUUGACAUUAAUGCACAGAAGCGUGUGCAGGACGAGGCUGUCAAAAGGGCUGAAGCUCUCGAGCGCCUGCGGAAAAGUGAACACCGAUUCACGCGCUUCGCAAGUCUGGCACCAAUGGGUAUUUAUAUUCUGGACUCUACAAGACAAUUGAUGUAUUGCAACAACUUUGCCUACGAGUUUACUGGGCACCAGCACCUUCUUGGGGAUGACGUACAGAACAUCAAUUGGCGAGCAGCAGUAUUUGAGGAAGACCUGCCCCUGUUCAGAAAGCAGUGGGAGACACUUGAAAGUGAGAAGGUCAUGACCCGUGUGCAAGUACGAUUUAAUCGAACAUGGGAUCUUGGCGACAGUGUUCCGCGCCAAGUUUGGGGAGAAAGUCAAGCUUUUCCAGAGCUGGACAAUGACGGCAACAUCAUGUCAAUCUUCGGCACUAUGACCGAUAUCUCUCGGUUCAAGUGGGCUGAAGAUAUACUGAAAAGCCGAGUCGAAGAAGCACUGGAGGAGAAGCGAAAACACGAAGCUUUUAUUGACAUGACCUCACACGAGAUGCGGAACCCACUUUCGGCCGUCCUUCAGUGUGCAGACUCUACUAUCGAUACUUUGAAGAGCAUGCUUUCACUGGUGUCUCGAUCGAUGACAGGUACCGAGCGCGAACAAAUUGAUAGCGAGAUAAAGCUAUGCCUGGAUUCACUCAACACCAUCACAGCGUGCUCGCUCCAUCAGAAACGCGUGAUUGAUGACGUCUUAACCUUGUCCAAGAUGGACUCGAAUCUUCUUGCGAUUACUCCAGUUCGUUCAAAACCAGCAACCAUUGUGAGAGAUGCCAUGAACAUGUUUGAAGUUGAAUGCAAGAACAACGGUAUCGAAUUGACAACCGACAAGGAUCCAUCCAUUCACGAGCUGGAAGCCGACUGGGUGAUGAUAGAUCCGUCUCGGGUUCUGCAGAUUCUUAUUAACCUUCUAACGAAUGCAAUCAAAUUUACACGCAACAGGCCUACACGAAAGAUCCAUGUCAGAUUGAGCGCUUCCGCGAGUAAAUUUUCAUCUCCAGCUGGCGAUGGCUUUCCGUAUGUUCCCAUAACUCACACGGUAGGCGAUUUCCUCACCGGAGAGGACUGGGGCUCCGGGAGGAGAGUGUUUGUUCGGAUGGAAUGCUCUGACACUGGUUGCGGGCUAUCACUAGCAGAGCAAAGCAUACUGUUUAACAAAUUCGCACAAGCUACGCCAAAAACGCAUAUUACUUACGGUGGUAGUGGCUUGGGUCUUUUCAUCUCCAAGAAGCUCGCCGAACUACAAGGCGGAGCCAUAGGGAUCCGAUCCGAGCCAGGCGUUGGUACGACAUUUGCAUUCUUUAUCGCAACUCGGACAGCGCCUCCGCCCGAGAGACCCGCUAUACUGAGAACUAGGAGUCGUACACUUAGUCAAUCACGUCUUCCGCCCAAUAUCACAGACAUCAAAGUGGAGCCUGUCAAGGAUAGUUACGCGGUAUUACUUGUUGAAGACAAUAUAGUCAAUCAAAAAGUACUCUCGCAACAGCUGCGCAAGGCAGGCUGUAAAGUCCACAUCAGCAAUCAUGGUGCCGAAGCCUUGGAAUAUAUUCGUCGUACCGAAAUCUGGGAUUCGGCAGCGCAAUCGGAGCCACCCCUCAGUCUCACAGUAAUCCUGAUGGACGUAGAGAUGCCGGUGAUGGAUGGCUUAACCUGUACACGCAAGAUUCGCGAGUAUCAGCGAACAGGCGAGAUCAAAAGACAUGUGCCAAUCAUCGUAGUCAGCGCCAAUGCGAGAGGCGAACAAGUUGCACGCGCGAGGGAGGCUGGGGCAGAUGAUACGAUAGCAAAGCCAUUUAGGAUACUAGAGCUCUUACCAAAGAUCAAAACUUUGGUCGUCGGCGAAAAUCCCAAGCUUGUCUUUACCAGUCUCUAGUAUAUGUCGGACUUGUCCGUGCUAAAGCGGUCCUGAAGUUCCUUUACAUGCUUCCGCCAUACUUGCAAGACUUCCAUCAAUGUUCUGCUGUGAACGAACGAAUUUCCAGUCAGGCUGGCUCAGUUCAAGAUAUGUCCCUUCUGCUGAACUUCUGAUUCCCUAGUCUCGUAUUCCUGAGGAUGUCUUUACUAGGGAUAGCCUUUUAAGCGAAGGUUUUGCUGUCAGUGGCUGAACAGAUAGAUUGUAGUCAGAUGUAAUGUAAUGACAGUGGCUAGAGUAGUUAGAGA